Messenger RNA from Mirounga angustirostris (Northern elephant seal), 3873 nucleotides. It is a transcript of the gene ICAM2, whose product is annotated as intercellular adhesion molecule 2. Gene Ontology annotation, biological process: cell-cell adhesion. Gene Ontology annotation, cellular component: plasma membrane. The record is from RefSeq and is a predicted model, not a curated record. Gene Ontology annotation, molecular function: integrin binding. The transcript has 5 exons. Lineage: Eukaryota; Metazoa; Chordata; Mammalia; Carnivora; Phocidae. Bases 2880 to 3686 code for a protein of 268 amino acids.
UUUGUGUUUUCAUGUUUUAAAAAUCCAAUCUGAGAUGAGAAUUUAGGAAUGACUGAGUCCACAACUCCCACUAUACUCUACUGAGUAAGAGUUGAGUUUAAAAACCUGCAUUUUCAACAAGUUGACAAGAACCCUAAUCCAGAAGUUUCUCUUUUGAGGUUGUGUGUUUGAGCUACUUAUAGAAAUAGACUUUAUUUUUUUAGAGUAGUUUCAUCUUCAUAACAAAACAUAAAAUGGCCCCCACGCAUGCACAGCCUCCCCUGUUGUCAACACCCCCCACCAGAGUGGUCCACCUGUUAUGUUCAGUGAUGCUACCCAGGCACAUCCUUAGCACCCAAAGUCCACAGUUACAUUAGUGUUCACUCUCGGUGUUGUACAUUCUAUGCCCUAAAAAUCCUCUGUUCUCUGCCUAUUCACCCUUCCCUCUGCCCCAACCCCUGGCAACCACUGAUCUUGCCUAAGUUCUCAUUUCACUCUAUCACUUAAUAGCUCCAUGACCUGGGUACAUGAUUAAUUCACCUAAGCCCCGCUUCCUCAAAUGCAUAAUUAGAAUGCAGAAUGGUUCCUUAUUUUUGUGGUUCCUUAUUUUUGUAUGAAAAUUAAAUAAAACAAUGUAUUAAAACCUCCCUUCAGUCCCUAACAGAGAAUACACAUCAACAAAAUGUUAGUUUCCCAUUCCUUCCCCCCACCCCCUUCUCUUAAUAAUCGGAAAUCAAGUUUUGCUGAGAAAAGGCAAAGGGAUGUUCCCUUGUGACAGGGUGUAUCACCAGAAAUCUAAGCAGGGGAGGACACAAGAGGUUACUGCCUCCCAAACCCUCUCUCUCCAACUUGGAAAGUCCCUCCCUUUCUGCUUCCUCUCAGGAGGGUUCCCAUCCAUACAUUAUCUGUCUUCUCCAUCCAACACCUCUGACCUACAUCUGACAAACACACAGGUGUGUGUUUUAGUUUUGAACUUUUUAAGACUUCUCAAAUUAAAUAUUAUAAAUAUUACAUACUUAUCUUCCAUAUUUGUUUGCUGUUUUGUUUUCUCAUGCUUCCUUCUUGCAUAGAAAACUCUCCUGCAAUCAUUUUUUCUUCUGGACGCACAUCUUUAAAAAUUCCUUUAGUGGAGGUCUCUUGGGGGUAAACUCUCUCAGUCUCUGUUUAUCUGUCUUUCUCUCACUUUGGUUCUUGAAAGACGGUUUUGUUGGGAACAUGAGAGAAGUCACUGGAUUAAGACCCAGUCAUGACAAAACCCUUCCCCAGCCCUGUGAAGACAUGAGUUCACUCCCCAAACCGACACACCAAUCUCCAUUCCCCUCAAAUCCUCUUGUAUCUUCCAGAGCAGAGCAUCUUAACUCUUCCAGCUUUAUUGUCCCCUUCACUGGAGAACUCAGAGACCUAAAGAACAAGGCAGGGAGUAUUUGGUGGUAGAACAGCGCUCUAAGAAGGAGCACCUGAAUUUCUUCUCUCAUCUACAUGAUGGUCGGGUUCCUCUCAUCCCUGGGCAGCUUCUUGGUGACAGGAAGCGUUGGUCUUCCCUCUUUGUUUGGAAGCAUCCAUCCGGCCUUCUAGGGUCUGAUCAUCAGGCCCCCGAAUCCACAUCAUUCUCUCUCCCGGAAGGCCUUGCAGCCUCAUGCCAAGUCAGCACCCCCGCCCCCCACACCGCCUUCCCAUUCUGCCCCAAAAGUUCUGUGGGGCAGAACGGGGCUGCAAGUAACUCCCGGUUCACAAGGACCCUGACUCCCAUGGGCAGGUUUGAAGGGCCAGAACCUUCCAGCCUGGAAAGCACAGAGUCAUCACCAGCCCCUCCACCCAGACGCCACCCCGUAGCCAGCACGCAACCUGGGACAAUUCCGGGUCCCCUUCCCUCCACCACUGAGUCCAGUUCCUCUCUAUCAGCUUCUGCACUUGCCGGGGGCGUAAGUGCGGAUAGCUGCUGGUUCAUGGGUGCCCGCUGUUAGGAUCAGGAAGAGAAGGGCUUGUUCCUACUAGUUCUGGUUCAGAGAGUCCCAGGAAAACCGCUGUCCAGGCUUCACUCUGAGGGCCCAUCUUUGGGGGGUGAGGGGCCCUGAUUGGCUUUGUUAGGUGUUCAGCCAAGCUCCGUGGCCUGGGGAUCAGCAGAGACAUCAGCAGGAGAAAGGUACACUGGACAGGCCCAAAAAGAAAGACCCCAUGCAAUCUUAUCUGGGUGGUACACCAAAACAAACUACUUCUUCUCUUCAUUUACUCAACCAUUCCUCCAUCCCUCCAUCCAUCCUCUUACUGAACAGUUACUCAGCAUCAACAGUUCGCCGGGUAGUACCUACCAUACCCGUGGCAGAACAGUAAGCAGUUCUAGAAUCAGCUUCUGCCCUGCUGGACAGGCCAGUGGGGAGGGAGGGGAAGUUGAUGUGUAAGCUAUCAGAUCCACAGCCACAUUCCCAUGCCUGGAGAUCAGAGAGGAAGUGGUGGGUGGGAACAGGGGCUGAGGGCUUACAGCAGGACCUUGGCCCCCAGAAGCUUCACUUGAACACUGGUGGGGAUGGAGUCAGGCUGGCCCAGCUGUGUGUGCAGCUGGGAUUCACAGGCACAGACCCAUCCAGAAGAUGUUUGGAGAGCUCCCUGGGCAUGAGGCGCACACACACACGCACACACACCACAACCACUACCCCCGCCUAGCCCCUUAUGGCAAGGAAGGCCCCAGCAAUUUCCUUUGGCCUUCUGCUGUCUUGCAUUUCUCUCGCAAGGGUCUCCUGGGCAUGUAGCUUCUAAGAAUCCUUCUCUUGCCCCUGCUCUGUGGGCUUCCUCUCACUCAUAAAGACUUCACUCUCUCCUAGGGAUGUGACCUUGGCAAGUCAAUCACUCUGUGCCUCGGUUUCCACAUUGGAGGCCCUCAGCUGUUCCCAGUGAGCCUGUGGAUGCCACUCGAGAUGUCCCCUUUUGGCUGCUGGGGCCUGCCUGCCGCCCUUCUUGCCCUGUUCUGCUGCCCAGGGUCUGGUGAGGGGUUCGAGGUGCACAUGUAUCCGGAGCAGCUUGUGGUGGAGCCUGGAGGGUCAAAGUUGAUCAACUGUAGUACCAGCUGCGCCCAGCCGCAGACCGGUGGCCUGGAGACCGCCCUAACCAAGACCCUGCUGGAGUCGGGAGCUCAGUGGAAGCAGUACUUGGUCUCCAACAUCUCCCAGGACACAGUCAUCCACUGCUACUUCACCUGCUUCGGGAAUCAGAAGUUAAAGAGUCUCAACAUCAGCGUGUUCUACCCUCCAAAGCAAGUGCUGCUGAAGCUGCAGCCCGCGUGGGUGGCUGUGGGGAGAUCCUUCACCGUCGAGUGCCACGUGCCGGCUGUGAAACCCCUCGAGAGCCUCACUCUCACCCUGCUCCGUGGCCAGGAGGCCCUGUGCAACAAGACCUUUGCGAGGGGAGACAGUGGCACCCGAGGGGCCACGGCCACACACAACAGCACGGCUCACAGGGAAGACGGCCACCACAACUUCUCGUGCCACGCCCGCCUAGAUCUGCGGUCUCUCGGCGGCGGCAUCGUUCACCGUGUCUCCGAGCCCCAGAUGCUCAAGGUCUAUGAGCCCAGGCCAGACAACCAGAUGGUCGUCAUCAUCUCUGUCGUGUCGGUGCUGCUGUUCUUGUUUGUGACAUCCAUCCUCCUGUGCUUUGUCUUGGGCCAACACUGGCGCCAGAGGCGGAUGGGCGCUUACGGGGUACAGGAUGCUUAAGCAGGGCCGAAGUCGGGCCGACUGGGCACAGCCUACAUGAGUGGCACGGCCACCAGCGCCGCAGCCCCUGGAACUCAGCACGACUCCUCGGGAUCGUGGUCCAGCCCUGACUACAGGACUGUAACAAGCAGCCGAGGACAUCGGGGUCAUUUCCUUUUCUAGUCUGCAUAUAAACAUCUGGACUUAA